CCGAAGCGGCUCGAACGAAGGGGCUCCCGGCGCUCCCCCCCCCGCAGCCCCCCGGCCGGGGCGCCGGCCUCCGAAGCGUCUGGGCGGUUGUCAAGAGCCCAGGCGCAGGCGACCCACAUGGCGCAACUCGCAGGUCUUCCCACAGCAGGAGCAGGCAUGCUUGCUACCUUCAUGUUGGUGAUGCUCAUCAGCGGCUCUUUGAAUACGCUGUUGAUGAAGUUCAUGGUAAUGCAGCAGGUGCCAACCGGUCCCGACGGAAAAGUUGCCGGUUUUGACCACCCGUUUUUCCAGAGCUUACUGAUGAUGAUCGGUGAGUUUCUGUGUCUGAUCGCCCACUACGCCACGAACAAGGCCGAGCUUACCAAGGAGAAGAGCGCACCCAACUACGUGUUCAUGGUCGCAUGCCUAUUGGAUUGGACGGCAACCACGUUGGUAAAUAUGGCGUACGUUCUCAUUGCAGCUUCCAUCGUGCAGAUGACGAGAGGCGCGAUCGUGAUCUUCACAUGCAUCCUGAGCGUUGUGUUCUUGGGGCGGCGGCAGCAGCGCUUCCACAUUGCUGGAGUGGCGCUGGUCUUCCUGGGCAUCACGCUCGUAUCCUUGAGUGCCUUCAUCAACCCUGCCUUGACGACCUCCGAGUCUACAGGCUUCACGAGGAAGCUCACCGGCAUCGCCCUCUGCGUGGGCGCGCAGGCCUUCCAGGCGUUCAUGCUGGUCUACGAGGAGAAGGUCAUGAGCCAGUACACGGUCCCUCCCCUGUUCGUCGUUGGCAUGGAGGGCACGUUCGGAAUCUUGUUCGGCGUCUUGCUUCUCAGCAUCCUGAACGUGACGGAGGUGGAGAGCACGCCCGCCGCCGUGUACCAGAUGCAGCACUCGUGGCCGCUGGCGAUGGCCGUGGUCGGCUCCAUCUUCUCCAUCGCUUUCUUCAACUACUCGGGCGUCACGGUGACCCAGCGCGCCUCCGCAGUGUCGCGUUCCACCAUCGACGUCUCCCGCACGGUGCUCAUCUGGGCCGCGGAGCUCGCCCUCGGGUGGAACGCCUUCAACGGCCUCCAGGAUACGCCCUUCCCGCACAUGGUGUUCUCAUACGUUGGCUUUCGUACAGUGGUCAAGGGCUUCAAUUUCUCGAAAGAUUAUGGCCUGGUCACAGACGUGACGAUGCACACGCGCGAGAGCACAUUCAAGAUGGUGACCAUGCUCGAGACUUCUUGGGACUAUUUACCUGUCUCAUGCGCCUGCGCCAUGCUGGGGCAGUCGGCCAUUUGCAUCUUCGUGGUGUCGAUCGUUGCCUUCUCGCUGACGUACUUCCUGCGGCACUACGUCGGCCUCUUCUUGGCGAUGGUCCUCAUAGGCCUGCCUGGAGCGGUCGGGGUCGUGUGCGGCUUCUUCGGCUGCGCGAACGCCCGGGAGUUUACCUUCUGUUUCGACCGCACGGCGGGCGAGUUCAGGGCGACCGCGGGCAGCGCGCAGUUCGUGCGGCCGCUGAGCCAGAUCCGCCUCGUGCACAUCGAGCGCGAGCUCGGGGGCGGCGGCGCCCUCGGCAGCGACUCGGCCCCGUGCUUCGCCGUCGCCGUCAUGUUCUUCGACAACCGGCGCUGCCGGCUGGACGGCGGCGUCGCCGCCACGGGCUCGGGGCACGGGCCGGAGCAGCUGCGGGAGCACGCCGAGCGGAUACGGGCCUUCCUGGGCCUGCCCCAGGAGGGCGUGCCGAUGCUGAACAUCAGCAAGGCCUCCAAGCAGGAGGAGGACGAGGAGCAGACUCGCUUCCACCUCUCGCGGUGGCUGGCCUGCCAGGGGCUCGCCCCGCGCCUCGACCCCCCGCUGCGGACGCACGACUGGGCCGAGCAGCCGCGGGGCGUGUCGGCACCCCGGGCUGGGCCGCAGACGCUGUCGCAGAGGUAUGGCGCGGGCGUCCCGGGGGGCGGGCCCGUCGCCGAUGGUGCGCCGGUCAGCCAGCUGGUCAUCGGGCGGCCGCAGCCGGCACAGCGCGUGCGCUCUCUGGAGGUUGCCGUCCCCGAGGGUAUGGCGGGGCAGAACAUGUCCGUGAGGGCUCCCGACGGCACCGUGCUGCAGUGCACUGUGCCAGCCGACAUGCGGCCGGGCGAAAUCAUGACGCUGCAGUACUGA
Messenger RNA from Prorocentrum cordatum, 2124 nucleotides. NCBI's taxonomy places the organism in Eukaryota, Dinophyceae, Prorocentrales, Prorocentraceae. The record is from the annotation of a GenBank genome assembly.